Messenger RNA from Guillardia theta CCMP2712, 237 nucleotides. RefSeq lists its product as hypothetical. Lineage: Eukaryota; Cryptophyceae; Pyrenomonadales; Geminigeraceae. The annotation marks the transcript as partial. The transcript is spliced from 2 exons. The record is from RefSeq and is a predicted model, not a curated record.
UGCCCUAACGACUGCAACGGGCAUGGCACGUGCGAGUGGGGGUUCUGUAUCUGCGAUGCGGGCUUCAAGGCCGUGGACUGCUCGGAGCUGAGCUGCCCACAAGCUCAGUGCUCGUUCAGCUACUCCGAUCACUGGCUGACGUGCCUCGAGUGUCACAACCAUGGUCUCUGCAACACGAGCGGGUUCUGCUUGUGCAACCAGGGAUGGGGCGGAGAGUCUUGUCAGCUCAUCAGCUGC